This is a messenger RNA of Paramecium octaurelia, 575 nucleotides long. The record is from the annotation of a GenBank genome assembly. Lineage: Eukaryota; Ciliophora; Oligohymenophorea; Peniculida; Parameciidae.
AUGAUUAACAUAAUCUCUUUAAUAAGGAAACUCUAAAUAAAAAUUGAUAAUUCCUCUAAUGUAGAGCAGCAAUAACAAAUUGUAAAGAAAGUAUUUAUAAUAAAUCUCUAGAGUAUGAUGAUAAUUAUGGAUUGUAAUAUAAUAGAUUGGCAUGUAUUCCAUUUGUAAUGAUGGAAUUGUAAUAGAAAAAAGAAGUAUAUGAGGACUAAAGCAACAUCUAGUUUGAUGAAUGCUAUAAAUGCUAAUAAAGUUGCUUAUUGGAAGGCUUAAACUUUGUUGAAAAUAAAUGUUAUUAAUGUCUUAAUGAUUGGCAACUAAUAGAUUAUAGGCGUUAUCAAUAUUGUGGAGAUGGUUUAGUAGCUAUUUCUUCUAUGGAAUAAUGCGAUGAUGGAAAUUAUGUUAGUGGAGACGGAUGUUAUUAAUGUAAAUUCGAGUUUGUGUUCUAUAUUGCAGAUCCUGUGCUGAUAGACAUAUAGUUGUAAGUUAUCGAAAACACUUUAUCAAACUUAAAAACAACCCUCUAGUUAUAUCAUCUAACAGUAAACUUUGUGAAUAUCAUAAAAUUAUUACGCUGA